This is a messenger RNA of Closterium sp. Naga37s-1, 2391 nucleotides long. The record is from the annotation of a GenBank genome assembly. NCBI's taxonomy places the organism in Eukaryota, Viridiplantae, Streptophyta, Zygnematophyceae, Desmidiales, Closteriaceae.
AUGGAUCGACCGUACCAGGGCGGCAGCGCGGCGGCGUGCGUGGAGGAGGGCGGCAGGAAAGGCGAGACCUUUGACGACGCCGCCGCGGAGGAACUCGCGGCGAAGCUUCGUCUGAAAUUCCGGUCGGGCGAGACGCGGAACUUGGCGUGGCGCGAGCAGCAGCUGCGCAAUCUGGUGCGCAUGGCGGAGGAGCACGAGGACGACAUCAUGGCGGCGCUCAAGACCGAUCUUGGGCGCGGGCGCAUGGAAGCCCUCAUCGAGGUGCUGGGCGUAUGGAAAGCGGCGAGUCACAUGCUGAAGCACUUCAAGAAAUGGGUGCAACCCCAAAAGGUGGGCACGCCCCUGACGUUGAGGCCGGGCCACUCAGAGGUGGUGUACGAGCCGCUGGGCGUGGUGCUCAUCAUCGCGCCCUGGAACUUCCCCUUCCUGCUGUCUCUGGAGCCGCUAGUAGGAGCGCUAGCAGCGGGCAAUGUGGUGGUGCUCAAGCCUUCAGAGCACUCCCCCGCCUCCUCGCACCUGCUCUCGCGCCUCCUCCCCCUCUACCUCGACUCACAGGCCGUGCAGGUGGUGGAAGGCGGACCAGAAACCGGCAAGGCGCUGCUUGGGCGGCGGUGGGAUAAGAUCUUCUUUACGGGCGGCACUGCGUUAGGACGCAUAGUGAUGGAGGCGGCCAGUAAGCAUCUGACACCUGUCACUCUGGAGCUGGGCGGCAAGAAUCCACUGUUCAUCGACGAGUCUGCUGACCUGGAGAUCUCAGCGAAGCGGAUCGUAUCGGGCAAGUGCACGAACGCGGGGCAGGUGUGCCUGGUGCCCGACUAUAUCCUCGCCCCCAAGGACGUGGCUGCUAGGCUGCUGCCCCAUCUCAAGGCAGCAAUCGAGCAGUUCUACGGCACCAACCCCGCUCUCUGCCCCGACCUCGCACGCGUCAUCAACGCCUCCCACGUGCACCGCCUGCAGAAGUUGCUUGAGCACCCUGCGACCGCCUCCUGUGUCGUGCACGGGGGGCAGAGCGAUGUUGAGUCACGGUACUUUGCACCAACGCUGCUGCUCAACGUGCCCUGGGAUGCCCCCAUCAUGCAGUCCGAGGUCUUUGGACCCAUCCUGGCCAUCCAAACUGUGUCGGGAAUCGACGAGGCGAUUGACAUCAUCAACGCGCGCCCAAAGCCUCUCGUGGUGAUGGUGUUCUCGUCCCGAGAGGACACGCGGCAGCGCUUCCUCAAGGAGACCAGCUCGGGUGCUGUCGUGGCCAAUGAGCUCAUUCUGCAGGUGUGGAUAGGGGGGAUGAAGUUGGGGAAUAGGAGGGAGGGCGAGGGGAGAGGGAGAGUCGAGAUGGUGGUGAUGGUCUUCACGUCCCGGAAGGACACGCGGCAGCGGUUUGUCAAGGAGAUCAGCUCGGGUGCUGUGGUGGCCAACGAACUCAUCCUGCAGGUGUGGGGGGGAGGAGAGGCAAGAGGGUUCACGAGUGAAGCGGGAGAAAUAAGGCAUGAGGUUAGCGAGUGUGUUCACGUACAGAAGCAGUUCCUCAAGGAGAGCAGCUCGGGGGCUGUCGUGGCCAACGAGCUCAUCCUGCAGGCGGGGCAGGGAAUGUUAGAGCGUCAAUACCCGCUGGGGGUGUCACCCCCUUCUCACACCACCUCCCAUCCCUUUUUCCCUCCCCAAUCUCUCCCUUUGUCUGUCCCAUAUCUCUCCCUUCUUUCCACUCUGGGGCAGGCGGGCAACCUAGAGCUACCGUUCGGGGGAGUGGGAGACAGUGGCACGGGGCGGUACAAGGGGCGCUACUCCAUCGACCUUCCCAUGAAGCCCACUCCUCUUCAUUACCACCCACUCCUCCCCCCACCACACCCUCUUCCCUCUCCCAGGCGGGCAACCUGGAGCUGCCAUUUGGCGGUGUGGGAGACAGCGGGCAACAUGGAGCUGCCAUUUGGCGGUGUGGGAGACGGUGGCAUGGGGCGGUACAAGGGGCGCCACUCACUGGACUUGCCCGCGGGCAAUCUCGAGUUGCCGUUUGGUGGUGUGGGAGACAGCGGCAUGGGGCGGUACAAGGGGCGCUGGUCCAUCGACUGCUUCAGCCACUGCAAGGCCGCCUACACCAGACCCCUCUCAGGGGACCUGGCAGCGCGCUUCCCUUACUACCAUCUCCUCCCCCCUCCCCCCCUUCUGCCCCCCCCCUCCCAUCCACCUCUCCCCUACCUCUUCCCACGUCUCCCCAUCACCCAUCUCAGGCGGGCAAUCUGGAGUUGCCAUUUGGAGGAGUGGGAGACAGCGGCAUGGGGCGGUACAAGGGGCGCUGGUCCAUCGACUGCUUCAGCCACUGCAAGGCCGCCUACACCAGACCGCUCUCUAAAGACCUGGCAGCGCGCUUCCCUCCCAGCACACGGCGCGGGGAGAUGA